Messenger RNA from Symbiodinium natans, 11259 nucleotides. Lineage: Eukaryota; Dinophyceae; Suessiales; Symbiodiniaceae. The record is from the annotation of a GenBank genome assembly.
GUGCAUAAGAAGGUGCCACUUACCGUCGCUGAGGUGGUCUUUCUUGAGACCUUGGCCGCAUCAAGCGCGUGUGUGGAUGCCAUCAUCGCAGGUUUUGUGUGUUUCGCUCUUCACUGUCGCUUGAGAUGGUCUGACGCAAUGCACUCAGAGGAGGAGCCAGUCCUGGAUGCGCCUGAGGGAAGGGGGUUUGUUGAGACGAGCCUUUACAGCUAUAAAACCGUAGCUGCAAUGAAGUUUCGGUUGUUGCCGGUUGUAGCCGUGCUACCGGGAAUGUCCAAGCUUGAUUGGGCGGGCAACUGGUUGCGCAACCGGAGAGACCAUAAUCUGGUGGCGAGCAGGAAUUGCCCGCUGCAGCCUGCGCCCGUGUCCACAGGGGGGUGGUCGGCAUUGCCGUUCGAGCCCAUGCAUGGGGCUAUGUGGUUGCGUGAGAAGCUGGCAGGUAUGCACGUUCCGGUGAGCCGACUUAGCGAUAUUGCAACUCACUCCCUGAAGGCAACGGUGUUGUCGUGGCUGUCGCGUGCUGCGUGCCCGCAAGACUUGCAGCGCAGGGCAGGGUAUCACAUGUCAACCUUUGAGAAGAGUGCGUUGGAGUAUGAGCGGGAUGGACAAUCAGCUGUGCUGCAUUUCAUUGAGGGCGUGUACGAGUGCAUCAUUCAUGCCAUGUUUUCCCCUGACGCAAGUCGAUCUGGUCGUUGGUCGGGAUGCAGGUCGGUUGAAGAGGGCAUGAAAAUUUUGGCAGGCGCCGUUGAUGAGGUGUUCCCACGAGCGACUGAGGGUGAUGGGGAUGCCAGUGAUUUGGAAGAUGAGUCGGAGCCCGAUGCACAAGGUGCAGAAGCUGAUUCCGAGGAUGAGCAGAUGAUGGCGGAAGUAGCUGUGCAUCAGGUCGCAAAGGCCGCGCCUAUGGCCAUGCCGGAGUGCAUAGCCUUUAGGCACUGGAUGAGUGGAGUUGUGCACUUGAGCCCUGUUGUGACUUCAGAUGACGAUGGGGAGGCAUGCGUGUUCAAGUGUGGGAGGAGGCAUGCCCUGUUUGUGCAGCUUGGGAAGGCCCGAGUGCUCGUGAGGCAAAGGUGCACGCGCAUCGGCAUCCCGGGAGCCGUUGUGAAGAAGCUUGCUACCCAUGGGUGGAACACUUAUGCUACCUUUGGCUUCUGCAUCCAGAAUCAUGCUGAUGACAAGUCGUUCGAGUCACAGGUCAUAGGACCCGUGUUGGGUACCGACCCAGCUAUGGUCACCCACGCUGCGAAGUUGCGUAGGUUGUUCAUGGAGUCCUACACUGUGUCUGCGGGAGAAAUUAAGAGACAGGCUGAGGCGUCGGAACAGGAUGCACCGCGGAAGUUGCCACCGCAAGAGAUGGCAGCCCGAAUCGAGUUGUUGGCAGCGAAGAUUGCUCCCUUGAAGAUUCAGGAUCGCCUUGAGCCAUCCCAGAACUUGGUUAGUUUGGCAUGCCAGAUGUUGGAUGAGGGUCGUGUCAAGUACAUCUCUUGGGCGCAGUGCACCACAAGGUCGCAGGAGAUCAACGCUGUCAAGGAGAUCAAUAGCCUUAAGAUUUGGCAGCCAGCCAAGGAUGGUGUCAUCAAGGAGACGCGUGUGGAGCCAGGCAUGACAGCGGCAGUGGCUACGGAGCUUGAGGUUCACCAGGCGCUGCGUCGCAGAGGCAUUGCUUAUGCUGUGGCACAGGUGAUGUCCUUCGCCCGUCAUGAAGAACUGAUAGCCCUCUUGUUUGAUGAGUUGCAACGCGAGGCAAAGACUGGUUUCCACCCCGUGUCGCUGGCUCAGCUUGCGCAAGCGGACAGAGAGAUUCACGUUCGGCUGGGCGAGGCAACCAGGGCAGGUCUGGUGAACGGACCUGGUGGUGAGCUCCCGCUUGAUGUUCCGUUGACCCGUGUCUUGCAGAGCCCGGCGGUCAUGUGGUUGCUCAUGCCUCGACUCAAGCAAGGGUCAGCGCCAGCAACCGAAGAUCCGGAGGCGGCUGAAACGCCCAAGAAGAAGAAGACUCGAAAAAACAAGAAGAAAGACCCGAAAAAGGAGGCGGAUGUUGAGACACCGCCUGCCAAGAAGCGUCGGGUUCCCAUGCCAAAGGCGCUGAUUGGAGGCACACCCGAGGAUCCUGAGGGAAACUCGCUGUGUUUCGGGUUCUCGUUGAAGACCUGUAAGGUGCAUGGGCCGAAGUGCGACAAAGGUGAUCCGUGGGCGUCCGUGCAUCGUCAGGUCAAGGGGCCUAAGUUUGUGCAGCGUGUGCUUGCGGCUAAGAGUCCGGUUUUGUUGCGCCAUGAAGCGGUUCAUAAGCCGUGCAGCCUUCAUGGUGUGGGACACUCGCCUACUGAUUGUGAUGCAGCUCAGCAUCCUGCUGAGAGACUUGCGGCCACGAUCAGCAAUCCUGACAACAAUGAUAUCCUCAGGCUGUUGAAGCUGUUACCGUCAGAGAAGCCAGCCCGAGGUGUUGCGCAGCCGAAUUCACAUUCUUUCAGCACAGGUGCUUUUUCUAAAGAUGGACGGGUCGGGGUGCGUAAUUUUCUUAAGGAGUUUCCUGUCACAUCGCGUCUCUUGACGGCUUUCGUGCGCAGACAUGCCCCGGGGCAUUGCUUUGGGGCCGUAGCGCUCUUUACCAAUCUUGAGGCAGAUUUUCACAAAGAUGUCAACAAUGAUGCAUCAUGUCACAAUUGGAUAUGCCCCCUCUCGCAUUGGGAGGCUGGCGGCGAUGUCUGGGUCGAGGACGAACAAGGCUCUUCCUGGCAAAAUGCCCGUGGUGUGUGGCGACGAGGCCGCCUUUUGCCCGUACGACAGAGACCUGUUCUCUUGCCGUCGCGUGACUUGCACAAGGUUUUGUCAUGGAAGGGGAACCGGGUCGUGCUGGUGGCGUUCAUGCCUCGCGGUUUGUCUGGACUUGAGCCGGAGCAUCAGCGCCUCAUGUCCAGUGCAGGUUUCGUGCUGCCAGGGACUCGGCAUACGUUGCCUCCUUUCGUGCGUGCGGGCGGGGCCCUGAAAGAUGCCUUAGUGUCUCCGGGCGCUAGGUCACCUACUGCCGCUCAAGAUGCAAAACCUCCCUAUGUGCUGGAGAUCUUUUGUGGCACUGCCGGCGUUGCUGCCGCUAUGCAGGCACGGGGCUGUGAUGUCCUUGGGAUUGACAAAGACUUGCGUCCGGUGCGCCUGGACUUGUGUGAUGCGGAACAGCGUCGGCUGGUGUGGCAGGAGAUCGAACGGGCCGAUGCCGUCUGGCUGGCUCCUCCGUGUGGCACAUCGUCCCGGGCAAGAGGCAUACGUUUGCCUUCAGGGGGACCGCAACCCAAGGCCUUGAGGUCGGAGGAGUUCCCACAGGGCUUUCCAAGCUUGCGUGGCGUCAACAAAGCACGGGUGACGGCGGCGAAUACUUUGUACGCGUUUUGCGCUGAGGUCUUUGAGCAUUGCCGUCAAAACCACAAGGUAGCCGUCAUAGAGAAUCCCGAACGUUCCUUCAUGUGGCUCACUGUGUGGAUGCAGCGUGUGUUGUCCUUGGGGCGAUGGCAUGUACUACAUGCGUGCAUGUAUGGUUCCCGGCGUUUGAAACGCACAGCUUUGCUGGCCACGCAUGAUUUGCCGUCCAUGCGCAGCCAGUGUGAUGGCACCCAUGCACACAUAGCAUGGGGGCGCUGCAAGCAAGGCGCCGGGUGGGCGUUCGCUACGGCAGCCGAGGUGAGCUAUCCGCGGCCCAUGUGCAGUGCCGCGGCCAAUGACUUGUGUGCUAUCCUGCGGGCAAAGGGUUCCUUGCUUGAUGGUUCUUAUGCUUCGCGCACUGCUUUGGCCCAUGUUGCGUCGCAGCGUCAGCCACGACGCGAUGGCCCGCAAGUGGGACCCGCGGAGUUCCUAUCCACCGUGACUGUACAGGUGCCUGCUGAGGACGAGGUGCCGGACUGCAUACCGGCUAGGGGGUGCUUGGUGCCGGGUCUUGGGGGUGUUCCUGCUGGCUCCAAACUACUUGCCUCACGUCGCUGCGAAGAAGGGGGGAAGGUGGUUCGUGAGGUUGUGUUUGGCAUAUACAGGACGCCAGAUGCAUUUGUCAAUGAAGCUUUGAAGUGCACACAUCCGUUUGACAGGCCGGGAGCUUUAGACAUGGACAAUGUGCAAGCUAUGGCCAAUAUCUUUCAGCAUGGGAUAGAGGGCACGAAGGCUUUUCGCGAGAGGAUGUUGGAUCACUACAGAAACAGAGCAAGGGAGCUGCAGCCCAUGGAGGAUGCGGCCAAGGGCCAAAUGCACCCCGAUGUGAAAGCAAUUAUGGGAUCCAAGCGCUUGUUGCUGUUGCAGGAGCUCAUGAGCGAUGCAGGCGUCCAGGACCGUGAGCUAGUAGCAGACAUGGCCAGUGGUUUCCGACUGACGGGUGAACUGAGACCCUCGGGCUUGUUCCCUCGGCAACUGAAGCCGGCUGCAUUGACGCAGGAUGAUCUGAAAGCAACGUCCAGAUGGUCCAAGCAUCUUGUGGAAGCCUCUUGCCGGAGGGCAGCUCGCGACAAGGAGGUGGCGUCCAAGAUUUGGGACGAGACUCUCGAGCAGAAGGAGAAGCAGUGGGUCAGGGAUUCAGUAGAAAGCAAGCGCAUCUACGAGAGUUCCCUCAGCGGAGACUGGCCACCCGUGCCUGUCUUUCAGGCGCCUGCCUUUCAGGCGCUCAGCAUCAGGACAACGACCGGCGGAGACAGGCAGAGGCCUUCUUCAGUGCUCUUUACCGGUGUGGUUAGGUCACGAGGCAUGUUCCCACCAGUGCCGUCUCUUGUGCCUGUGAUCACUCCAGUGACGCCAACCGUUGCUGCAGUCACGAAGAUUGCGAUUUCCCGGGUCCGUUUGGACGAUUCUUGGGGUGCUCACCUUGAGAGGAGGCUUAGUGCUGCCAUACAAAAGUGGGUUGCUUUAGUGGUUGAGGAUCCUUUGUCUUUUGACGUCGGUAGGCGGUGUGCUGCUUUCGUGGGAAAUGAUGAGGCGAUUUCUCAGGGCCUUCUGCACACUUUUUCCGGCAAAUCGGCAGGUACCUUGCGCAGCCGUGCUGGGCCUCUCAUCAGGUUUGUUGCCUGGGCCAAGGCUCGCCAGCGCAAGCCCUUACCCUUCAGCGAGGCGCUUUUGUAUGAUUUUCUGCUUGAAUCCGAGAGCACUUGUGCGCCGUCAUUCGGAAAGGCGUUGAUGUCUGCACUUGCAUUUUGCAAAUUUGUGCUGGGCGUUGAGAAUGUUUCUGAUGUUCUGAGCAGUGGUCGGUUUGGGGGCUUGGCUCGUUCGAUGUUCUUGAACAAAAGGAAGCGACGGCAGAAGCCACCCCUCACCGUUGACAUGGUGAAGGCCCUUGAAAGAUUGGUGAUCUCCGAACGUGAAGGAGAUAUCGACAGGUUGUGUGCGGGGUUCUUCCUCGUUUGUGUUUUCCUUCGAGCAAGGUAUAGCGAUGCCCAAGGUCUGAAGAAUCUUGCAAUCGAUGAGCCUGAAGGUUUUGCUGGCCGCUUGACAGGAUAUUUUCAAGGGGAAGCUUCAAGGACAAAGACGAGUUUCUCGCUGGAAAGGAAGACGGCUCUGCUCCCGAUGGUAGGGCCACUUUUCGGCCUGACUGCAGUUCCUUGGUUUAAGACUUGGUUAGGUCUCCGCGAGGACAUGGGCAUCCCUGAAGGCGAGGACUUUCCUUUGCUGCCGAGUCGUGGGCUGGAAGGGGGUUGGGCUCCGGUCCCCCCUUCAGCUACGGUGGCCGCUGCAUGGCUCCGGGGGAUUCUUAUUUCUCGUGGCUUCCCUGAGGCACGCAAGCUCGGGACUCACAGCUGCAAAUGCACGUGUCUCUCUUGGCUGUCGAAGCACGGAGUUGAUCCUCUGCAUCGGCGUGUUUUGGGGUAUCACAAGGCCCCGCAGGAUGAGAUGAUGCACGUUUAUGGGCGUGACAAUGUUUCUCCAGCCCUGAGGUCGCUGGAGGCUGUCAUCCAGGACAUCAGACAAGGCCUGUUUUUGCCGGAUGUCACGCGGUCGGGUUACUUCCCGACCCAGCCGCAGAGGGAGCCUGGGCCUGAGUUCGUUGAGGAGCCAUCGGAAUCCGAAGUUUCGCUCGAUGAAGAGGACAAUGUGCAAGACUUGAGAGCAGAGGAAGCGGCCGCUGAUCAGGUUGUGCCGCCUUGGGCUGAACUUGUGGUUCAGGAUCCUGAUGCUCUGGUUUAUGUUCGCCAUAUAACUUCAAGGAAGUUGCACCGCCUCGCUGACGAGAGUGGGAAUCGGCUGAAGUGCGGAAAGGCGUGCACGCGAAAGUUCGAGAGGGGCAGCCGGAUCACUCGGCGCAUGGGUCGUGUCUUUGUGACGCAGCCGGAUAGACUCGGCUAUGCACUCACCGGACCAUUCGCCAUGGCCAUCACCGAGAGCAAGGCAAACUUUUCUUCCAGGGCGACGGCCUUGGGGUUGGCCGCUGACGUUUUGAAGAAGUUCACUGAUGCCGGCAUUGAUUGCAUGAGCAAAUUUGCCUUCAUUAGUGCGUUCGUGCCCGGCAACACUGACGAGUCCCCUUUUACCGAUGCAGUUGCUGGUGUGUUGGGGCGCGCUGCUAAUGUGGCAGAGUUGAGCGUGCUGCGCAGGCUUCUUCAUGAGAGCUACAACCUCACUGUCUCAGAGCUUCAGGUGCAGGUUGAACGAACGGAAGAUUCUGCUCCGAGGCGGUUGGCGGCUCCCGAUCGAGCCGAUAGGCUUCAGCGGCAACAAGUCAGGCUUACUGGCUUGAACAUCCAUGGCCCUACUCUCCCGGGUCAUUCGGUCAUCGAUCGUUGUGUUCAGAUGUAUGAGGAUAAUUCUCUUUCAUACCUACCUUUGCAAUCUUGUCCCUGCCGGGAUGAUGAAGUGAAGUUCAAGAAGGACCGGGAUGACAAGAUGCUUGCUGUGGAUGGCACGGGGCACGUGUCUCUUAGGUCGCAGGCCGUGAAAGUGGAGGCCGAUGUGUCCACUGACCUUUUGCUUAAGCAUGCACUUACACGUCGUGGGCUUGCGCUGGACCAAGCUGGCAUUCUGAGCUUUUCGGAGCAUGAGCGUUGGUCUGAGGCGUUGUUUCAGGCUCGAUUUCGGGAUCCGCCCGACCAGUAUGCCCGUGUCACGCUCCAGCAACUCAUCCAGGCGGACAGGCAGGUUUUUGUUGAAGCAGCUGAUCGGACCCGCCAGGGGAUUCAGGUGGUGGCUUCCGGACGACCGGUCGAUCGCAUUUGGAGUGACGCCAUGUCUUGCAACAAUGUCACUCACCUGCUGCAACCCUUGCCCUUGCCUCCGCCAGCUCCUUUGCAUCCACGGCCUGGGCCCUAUGAUGACCGCAGGGGUUUGAAGGGUCGCGGUAGAGGUAAAGGGAAAGGUAAAGGCAAGGGAAAUGUUCGUAUGCCUGCUGAGCUGUCCGAUGGAGUGCCGGUCACCACCCGGGGCUUGCCCAUCUGCUUCGACCACAACUUGGGGCGGUGUCAGCGUACCGUCACUAGUGGCAAGUGCGAUCGUGGUCUUCACAUUUGUUGCAUCAAAGGCUCUGAGGCGCAGGUCCACGUGACUGAUGAUAAAGAUGUAGCACAGCUUGGUGAGGAGCUUGUGCUCUCUUCUUCCGAUGAUGAGAUCCCUGAAGGGGAGUCAUCACCGAAACAUGUCCCGUGCUCGGCCUCAGUUCCGCCUCAGCCGCUUUCCAGCAACCCCGAAGCUUUUGCGUCUCAGCUGCUCAAGAAGCCGUGGCUUGAGGCGAGCGAUGUUUUGCAGCUUUUUGAGAUGUUGCCAAUGGCCGCGCCCCAGCGUGGAACUGAGGGCAAGGCCUUUGCUACCGGAGCGUUCGCUCGGGUCAAGGUUGGGUUGCGUACGAAUGUUGCUGUUUUCCCUCAGGCGUCCCGCGUCUUUGCAUCGUUCGUGCGCCAAUCUGCCCCAGGGCAUAAGUUCACUUCAGUUGUGGUUUUUGAAGGGGUUCGCACAAAACCCCACCGUGAUCAGCAGAAUUCUUGUGUGCCCAAUUUGGUGGUUCCUUUGUCGAGUUUCGAGAAGGGUGAAAUUUGGGUGGCCACUGACUCUGGCACUGUCUCUCGACAGGUCAAUGGCCAGCAGCAGAAGGGAGUUCUCUUGCCCGUGGGAGCCGGGCCCGUGCUCUUUGAUGCGCGUCGUGCUCUGCAUCUCACUGAGCCUUGGGAAGGCCGCCGUGUGGUCUUAGUGGCCUUUUCUAUCGGUGCAUUUUCGAGGCUGUCCGCCGAGGCUUCUGCCCGCUUGUCUGCCCUGCAGUUUAACUUGCCAGGCCAGCCCGAUGCUGUUGCGUUCCAAGAGCGCCCGCAAUUGCCGGUGCGUCUUCCCUGGCCGCCUCGAUUGCCCAUCCUUGCAUCUGUGCCUUCGGUUCCCGACAUUCCUAAGCCGACUGCUGGUGAGCCCUUGUUCUUAGAGCUAUGUGCUGGUACUGCCAUGUUGUCGCGCUGCUUUCAUGAGGUCGGCGUCCCGGUCAUGCCCAUUGACCACCAACACAAUCGGCACCUUCCGUUGGCUAAGGUGUGUAACCUCAGCCUCACUGAGGAUUCGACCUGGGACUUCCUAAGACACUUGAUUGACACUUGCGACAUCCUGUUUGUGCAUGCCGCUCCACCGUGCGGCACAUGCUCUAUGGCCCGGCAUAUCCGGCGCAAGGGUGUGUCUGCUGGCCCUCUUCGUUCAGAGCAGUUCCCUAUGGGCUUGCCGUCCCUGAACGGCGUCGACCGGGCAAAGGUUGAGGCAGCCAACCAGAUUUACACUAAGCUGGGUCUUUUCCUGCAGGACUUGGGUCGUCGAGCUAUUCCUUGGUCUGUCGAGAAUCCUGAGUCGAGUAUGCUCUGGCAGCUGCCCUGUUUCCAGCCCUUGGUGAAGGACAACCAUGUCUUCUCCUUCGACAUGUGUUGUUAUGGGGGGUCCCGUCUGACCCACAGGUCUUUGCUCACUUCGUGCUUUGGGCUACGCCAUUUUCGCCAGCGGUGUUCCGGGGGGCAUGAACAUUUGCCGUGGACACCAAAGGUUGCCCCAGGUGGAAAGGUGCACUUCCCUACGGCAGACGAGGCGGCAUAUCCGCGCCCGUUCUGCGUGCAAUUUGUGGCGCUCGUUUUCCGCCACCUUGGGCGGCCCCUGCCUGCCGCGCCUGCCCCUCAGGUGUCAGCCCAGGCGUCUGCCUCUUCAGCUCGCCAGCCCCGUGGGCGUCGUAUUCCUCCUGUCAUGCCUGAGUUCAAGCGUGUGCUCGUGUAUCAGGUUGCUGCGUUGCCCCAGGUGGAUCACAAGCGUCGCUUGCUGCAACCUUUGCGGGAUGCCCCGGCGGGCUCCAAGCUUAUCUCCUCGACGUCGUUGCUCUCUGAAGUGGGGUUGAGUAGCGCCUCGGAGACAACGGUUCAGGCAGAUGCCCUAGUCGUCGAUUCGAGCUCGUCUGAGUCAGGUGACACUGUGUCUCCAGUGGGUCCGGAUGACCAGGCCAGUGCGUGUUUUGAAGUGUCGCUGGGUGUGUAUGCUUCCCCCGAAGAAUUUGUGGAAGAAUGCCUGAACGUUGAGCAUCCCUUUGAUCAGCUGCAUGCUGCGCCUGAUGUGCUCAAACAGUGCCUUUUUGACAUGCUGACCAAAGGGCCUGCUUGGGUAGUGGAUCGUAGGGCGAAGCUGCUCAAGAAGUGGACCCAGUGGGCUCGCGACCUUGAGGCCGAGGAAGCUGGCCUUCGCAAGUCGUUAGUAAAAUCGUCGUCCGUGGAUCGCAAUGCGCGUGAGCUGUGGGAAAAGACGAUGCAGGAGGUGGAGAGUGGUAUGUUGGAGGGACCUCUGUCGUCGCAGCAGCUGGACGAUAGGCAUCCCUCUGGCUGGUUGCCCACUCGGCGUUUCGGGGUGGAGCAGACUUCUGCUGCCGGGCGCAAGCUGCGGCCUGUUGAUGAUUUCACCGAGAACAAGGUGAAUCUUGCCUUUGGGUCUAUGGAUAAGCUGGACUUGAAUGCGCUUGAUCAACUUAUCUGCACCUGCCGCAUCUGGGCAAGGGCCAUGUGUGGGGGGCAUGAUUGUGAGCUCGUGCUUUCCUCGGGGCUUGUGCUCAAGGGCCGUGUGCAUCCUGGUUGGAAGAAGGCAGGGCAUCAGCCGCUUCUGACCACGCUUGAUCUUCGAGCUGCCUACAAGCAGUUCGCAGUGUCGGCCGACUCGCGAGCUUGGGCAGUUAUCGCUUUGCUUAACCCUGAUACGCUGGUGCCGGGCCUUUUCGAGUCGAAGGCGUUGCCUUUUGGCAGCGCGGCCUCGGUGCUGCAUUUCAACCGUCUCUCGAGAUUGUUGUGGAGGUUGGGGGUUGAGCUUUUGAUCCCAUGGGGAAACUUUUUCGACGAUUUCCCUGCAAUGUCACCGAGUGCCAUUUCAGACAAUACCAUGAGUACAAUGACUGCCUUGUGUUCCCUUCUCGGGUUCGCCUUUGCUGACGACAAGCUUAGCCCCUUCCAGCCUGCUGCCACCAUGUUGGGGGUUGAGGUUGAUUGUUCAAGGUGUGAUGAGGGUUUGGUGCUCGUAAGGAACAAGCCUGGUCGGGCUGAGGAACUCGUCGUGUCUCUUGAAGAGUUUCUGCGCGAGGGAGUGAUCUCUCGAAAGCGUUACCUCAGUCUCAUGGGUCGGCUCCACUACACUGAUUCAUACAUACUUGGCAAGUCGGGCCGUUUGAUCAUGGCGGACAUUCGCUCGUGGGCAAAGGGGCAUUGUUCCGAUGAAUUGGUCUUGGACGAUGCAGCACGGGAAUCGCUGCGUCUGUUCAUUGCGCGUCUCCGUGCUUGUGAGCCUCGCCAGGUGCCUUGUGGAGUGGCAAGCCAUGUCGUGCACGUCUUCACGGAUGGCGCCAGUGAGGGUGAGGUGCACUCGAUUGGUGGGGUCCUUGUAGUGCAAGGUAGGCUGCAUUCGUGCUUUGGGUCACUUGUUCCCGAUCACUUGAUCAGCAAAUGGACCUCCACGAUGCGACACAUUAUCGGGCCGGUUGAAUCAUAUGCGGUUGCCGUGGCAAGGCGAGUCUGGCACCAGUUCAUUGCUUCGCAGCGCGCUUUGUUUUUCAUCGAUAAUGUGCAGGCACAAGACUCCUACAUAAAGGGCACCUCUGCCAACCCUCACGUGCGGGAAAUCCUCCUUUCUUUCGAGGAGUCGGAGAAGCUUUCCCCUUCCUGGACGUGGUUCGCCCGUGUGGCGAGUCCAAGCAAUGUCGCAGACGAGCCGUCACGUGCUGCCUUCGAGUUUCUGCAUAAGGCUCAAUGUCGCAGGGUCACUCCCUCGUGUCCCAUAAGUGGUUUUGACCUUGUGGAUCUUGGCGCCCUUGGAAAAAUUUGA